Spea bombifrons (plains spadefoot toad) is the source of this 1965-nucleotide messenger RNA. RefSeq names its product WBP2 N-terminal like (gene WBP2NL). The record is from RefSeq and is a predicted model, not a curated record. Lineage: Eukaryota; Metazoa; Chordata; Amphibia; Anura; Pelobatidae. Bases 195 to 1049 code for a protein of 284 amino acids. The transcript is spliced from 9 exons. Gene Ontology annotation, biological process: positive regulation of DNA-templated transcription. Gene Ontology annotation, molecular function: transcription coactivator activity; chromatin DNA binding. Gene Ontology annotation, cellular component: nucleus.
UCAAGAGAACUUAGUGUUAGCAUAGAGUUAAUGGUUUAGCAUCAGGGAGAGUCCUGGGAUUUGUAGUUACUUUGUGUUGUGUAAUCUACAGGACAUGGAUGUUGAGAAGUGACUAAAUUCUGCUUCUGACAUUCCGUAAAACUCGAUUUCUCCAGGCAGCAGAGUCGGGGGUCGGUCCUGUGGUUUGGAGCAGGAUGGCGUUAAACCGGAACCACUCUCAGAAUGGUGGCAUCAUUAUAAACAACGGCGAGAGUAUAAUCAAGGAGUGUAAAGAUGUGGAGCUUACCUUCAGUGAAAUGGCACACAAGUCAGAUCCCUUUAAAGGCACCAAAAAGGGGUCAUUAUAUCUCACAGCAUACAGGGUGAUAUUUUUGAGCAAGGGUAAAGAUCCUAUGCUGUCAUUCAUGAUGCCGUUCUAUCUGGUGAAGGGAUGCUCCAUAGAACAGCCAGUCUUCUCAGCAAACUACAUUAAGGGGACAAUCUCUGCAGAGCCUGGCGGUGGUUGGGAAGGUCGGGCUUCAUUCAAACUUACAUUUAACAGCGGAGGAGCCAUUGAGUUUGGACAACUUAUGUUUAAGAUGGCAACAAAUGCAUCCAGUGGCCCACGAAAUCCUAACCCAGGAUAUGGAUACACACCAGCUCCUGUUCCAGGGGCUUAUGGACCUGGUGGCUUCCCACCUACUCCUGCAGGAUAUUCUCCAGCACCACCAGCUGGUCCAUACCCAUAUGGCCCUCCUGUUAUGAAUGGAUAUGGACCAGCCUCUCAGCCGAUGGCAUACCCUUAUGCCCCACCUCCAGGACCUGGCAUGUACCCUCCUCCACCUGAAAUGAACCCGAUGUACAUGGCCCCUCCACCUCCCUAUCCAGGACCACCAUACAAUGGAGCUCCAGCACCUACUGCACCCUCUGGAUGGAUGGAACCUGGAGGAAGCAAAGCUGCAGAAGCUGCAUCCAGUGCGUAUUAUAACCCGGCUAAUCCUCACAAUGUCUACGUGCCUAUGGAACGCCCGCCACCAUAUGCUCCUACUGAUGACAAAAAGACAAAUUAAGACUAUUAAGAAUCCAGCAUCUCUUUAGUAACGCAUAUUUGAUGUGGUUCUGUGUGCUUUGUACUCUGCAACAUAUAAAAUCAUUUUAUAAUUGUUUUUUAACCGUUAUUUAUCCAGACCUGAGAUGUGUAUAUUUGAGUCUCAAGAAAUAUUUUCUCUGCACCUAUUUAAUACAUUAUGGUAAUAUAAUAUAAAUUGCUUUCUGUGCGUUUCUACCUAUAUCUCUACAAUUCUUGUAAAAAUAUCAAAUAAGUAUUUUGCACAAUAGUAACGAUUAACCACAUGGUGUGGUGUCUGUGGCACCAGUCAGUUUACUUUUAUGCUUACACAUAGUGUUUAUGGUGUUUGUUUCUCACCGCUAAUUACUUUUCAUCCUGACAUUCUCCCCAUUACAAAAAAUAGAGAUGGGCAAUAGUCUUGGUUUCAGUAACUUAGUCUUUAUCAUAUUUUUCUUACAAAAAAAAACUAAAAAGAAAGAUACAUGUGAGGAAUAUUGCAUCUUGAAGAAUGUGUCAUGCUUUGACUAAAAGAUAUUGAAAGCAUGCAUAUAUAAGCUUUUAAAAGCAAUAAAUUCAACAUACCUGUAGUAACUAUAACUGCCUACUAUUUACAAACUCAUCAUAAAUUAACAUUAAAACACAGUAGUAUUCUAAUACUGAUAUAUGUAAUUAUUUUCUCUGUACAUUGUCCCCUAGUAACUUUAUAAUUCUGCACAACUUUGAAUACUUGUACAUUUUGAAAUGUAUAAUUUGGCUGUGGCACCCUCCUGUCUCUGCUGGUGUUACUUGUUAAAUCCAGUGAAAUGUUGGGUGGGUGGUACAUCAAAUUUUUUCCCCCCAAGAGCUAAUUUAAAACUGUGACUCUUAGACUUUCUUAUAACGUAAUCCAUAUAUAAAUAAAAGUAUUAUUGAAGAAA